Messenger RNA from Arachis stenosperma, 2205 nucleotides. RefSeq names its product alkane hydroxylase MAH1-like. The coding region runs from base 1 to 2205 and encodes 734 amino acids. The record is from RefSeq and is a predicted model, not a curated record. The transcript has 5 exons. Gene Ontology annotation, molecular function: heme binding; monooxygenase activity; oxidoreductase activity, acting on paired donors, with incorporation or reduction of molecular oxygen. NCBI's taxonomy places the organism in Eukaryota, Viridiplantae, Streptophyta, Magnoliopsida, Fabales, Fabaceae.
AUGGACUCCUUAGAGCUUAUCGCUAUUUUUGCAGCCAUUGUCUCAUUCUUCUUUAUCCAUACUUGGAGGUCUAAUAGAAAUAACCGCCUCACUAAUUGGCCCUUCUUUGGUAUGCUUCCAGGGACUUUAUGUAAUCUUUCCAAUAUCCAUGAUCACACAACCACCAAUUUGAAGCAAUGUGGAGGUACUUUUUUCUUCAAAGGUCCCUGGUUCACAAACCACAACUUUCUCAUCACCAGUGAUCCUAUGAAUGUGCACCACAUUACUAGCAAGAACUUUGACAACUACAUCAAAGGCUCUGAGUUCUAUGAGAUUUUUGAAAUACUCGGAGAUGGCAUCUUUAACACUGAUUCUCACAAAUGGAAGCAUAGUAGGAACAUACUACAAUCAUUGUUCAGACAAAAUUCGUUUGAGAGUUUAGUGGUCAAAACCAUUCAUAAGAAGCUCCACAGUUGCCUAGUUCCACUUCUCAAUGAUGUAUCAGAAUCAGGAACUGUUGUGGACUUGCAAGACAUCUUUCAGAGAAUCAGUUUUGACAACAUCUGCUCCAUAGUGUUGGGGUUUGAUCCUAAAUCCCUUCCUAACAAGCUCAUUGAAUUCCCGGAAGUUGCUUUCGAGAAAGCUUUCAACAUGAUAGAGGAUGUAAUGUUUUACAGACACAUUGUCCCAAGAUUUGUGUGGAAGCUUCAGAAAUGGCUCCAAAUUGGACGAGGGAAGAGCUAUACUGAAUGUGAAAAAAUAAUUGACCAAUUCUUGCAUCAGUGUAUAUCAUCCACAUUCCAAGAGAAAAGCAAACUCAACUGCACCAAAGAUGAUGAUGAACCAACAUUUAACAUGCUCAAAGCUUUUGUGGAGGAAAGUGGAAUGGAACAAAUAGAUCGCAAGUUUCUAAGAGACAAUGCAUUGACUCUGUUAGCAGCUGGAAGGGAUACAAUUAGUUCAAGUCUCAGUUGGUUUUUCUGGCUAGUUUCAACCCAUCCUCUUGUUGAAGCCAAGAUCCUUGAAGAAAUCAGAGCAAACUUUAUAACCAAAGAAGAAUAUUGGCUCAUCACUUCAAGAUUAGAAAAUCUUAACAAGCUAGUUUACCUGCAUGGAGCUUUGUGUGAAGCAUUGAGACUUUUCCCUCCGGUUCCUUUUGAGCACAAAUGUGCAGUUAAAUCUGAUGUACUCCCUAGUGGACAUCGUGUUAAUGCAAAUACUAUUGUAAUUUACUCUCCAUAUUCAAUGGGAAGAAUGGAACAAAUAUGGGGAGAAGAUUGCUUGGAGUUUAAGCCAGAAAGGUGGAUUUCUGAAAAGGGAAGCAUCAUACACAUACCAUCUUACAAGUUCAUAGCUUUCAAUGCAGGCCCAAGAAGUUGUUUGGGUAAAAAUAUAACCUUUAUUCAGAUGAAGAUUGUCGCCAUUGCUUUGCUCUGCAAUUUUCAGUUUGAGGUGGUGGAAGGGCAUAAUAAUGUGUGUCCAUGUGUUUCUAUUAUUCUUCACAUGAAACAUGGCUUGAAGGUCAAGGUUACUAAAAGAGUUAUUUUUAAUCUCACCAUAAUCUCCAAUACACGUCUAAAACUCACCGCUAUCUUCUCUGGCCUUCACAACAUGCUGCUGCACUCCCCGCCGGCUAGACGCCGCUGCAGCCUCCUACCGACACCGCCUCCACUUCCGUCAGUCAAUCCGACGCGGCUCGCCCUCUGCCACUGUUUUCGCGCCACUCUCCCAACAGCAAUCAUCGUAGCAAGUCCUACCUCCUCGUUGCGCGUUUGUUGUGCCAGGCUCGUCUCUAUCACCUGCGCCGUUGCAACUCCCGGUCGACUGUGCCGCCGACACCAUCACCACAGACUCCAGCCGACGCCGCCACGGAUUCUCGCAUAUGAGGCCAAAAGCUCAACAACGCCGUUGUUUGAAUUAAUCGUAUCAAUUAAUUUACCGAUCCGUUAUCGGAAAAUUCCAUUAAGAGCGAACCUGAAGAGGGUGAAAACAUGGAAUCCAGUUAUUAAAAAGAGUGGAGGAAAGGCUCCAGGGUUGGAAGGGGAGGUAGUGGCGGCAAAGCUUAUGGCAUUGCGAUCAAGGUUCUUUUGGGUUCAGGUUGGUGAUGGGAUGAAGGCUAAAUUUUGGCACGAUUUGUGGAUGAAAGUGGAAAAACGUUCCAUCUGUAACGGCGGUGUUUGGAUGGUUUCUAGUGGAGAUGGAGUUAGCAAUGGAGACGGCCUCUAG